UUACUCCUCAUGCUCACGUUCUCAUGUGAAUCAGAGAGUGCGUGAGUGAGUGAGUGAGUGAGUCUAUUGUGAGUGAGUGAGAGUGAAGUGAAGUGACUGAAGGGAGUGCUCCCACAAUAUUUAUAUAUAUAUUUAGCUUUCUGUGUGAGUGGAUGGAUGGCUGGGUUUUUAUUAUUAGUGUGAAUUUGUUUAGCCCAACUUCAUCACAGUGGCUGCAGUCUGUGAUUGUUGAAAGUCUCGGAGUAUGAAGCCUUUCUCGUGGGUCUAGUGAAAAGAAAAAGGGGUGUGUCUCGAGUGUGUCGUGUCGCUUUUGGGUUUUGUCGCUGCAUGUUGUUGUUACUGCUGCGGAGUUGGAGGCAUUGUUUAGGGUCUGACCCCUUUCGGACUUGUUUCGUGUGACGCCCGCUCGUGGGAUCCUCCUCCUGGGUGCGUGUGUGGAUGUCUAUGCGGCGAGAGUGUCUGCUUUUGUGUUGAAAAAGUGUGAAUUGGGGCGGGGUGUGCGACGAGGAGUUGGGGCGUUGUAGAGCUAAGUGGAAGUGGAAGAAAGGGGAGGGGGGUGGAACGUAGGUUGAUUGAUAGAAUAUCUUUUGAACGUCUUCGGAAGGUGGACGGUUUGGGAAGUCUUGAAAGAUGAUGUUACAGAAGAUGGCGUCGAUUGACGCCCAGAUGCGGCUGCUCGUGCCAAAACGAGUGUCUGAAGACGACAAACUAAUCGAGUACGAUGCGCUUCUGCUCGAUCGGUUCCUUGACAUCCUCGAGGAGCUUCACGGGAAAGAGCUGAAGGAUAAGGUCCAGGAUUUGUACGAGUUGUCCGGGUUGUACUCCAAGACGGAUGGUGCAGGGGACGUACAGAAGCUCCAGCAGCUUGCAGACGUGCUGAAUAACCUAGACCCUGGAGAUGACAUUGUUGUAGCAAGUUCAUUUUCACACAUGCUUAAUCUCGGAAAUUUAGCCGAAGAGGUUCAAAUUGCUCUGCGACGACGUGUUUCGAAUGCUAAGAAAGGUGACAUCGGAGAUGAAAACAGCGCCUUGACAGAGUCGGAUAUGGAGGAGACAUUGCAUCGCCUUGUAAAACAACUUAAAAAAUCACCCCAGGAACUUUUCGAGGCACUGAAGGAGCAGACUGUGGAUCUUGUUUUCACAGCACAUCCCACUCAAGCUGUUCGCCGGUCUCUUCUUCAGAAGCAUUCUCGAAUUCGAAACUGCCUGUCACAAAUGUAUCAGAAGGACAUUACAGCAGACGAGAAAAAGGAGUGGGACGAAGCUCUACAACGAGAGAUUCAAGCUGCCUUCCGCACUGACGAGAUUAGGCGAUCACAACCCACACCCCAGGAUGAGAUGCGUGCUGGCAUGAGUUAUUUUCACGAAACUAUAUGGAACGGUCUUCCCAAGUUCUUGCGUCGUGUUGACACCGCAUUGAAGUCGAUUGGGGUGAAGGAGCGUCUUCCACACAAUGUCAAACUCAUUCAUUUUUCAUCUUGGAUGGGUGGUGAUCGUGACGGCAACCCACGCGUGACGCCGGAGGUCACUAGAGAUGUGUGUUUGUUGGCCCGACUGAUGGCAGCUAACCUUUAUUUCGCCCAGAUUGAAGAUCUCAUGUUUGAGCUGUCAAUGUGGCGGUGUAGUGAUGAGCUCAGAGAAAGGGUGUCGAAGAUCGAAUCCCUGCAUCGCAAGGAAGCAAAGCACUACAUUGAAUUCUGGAAGCAUAUUCCUCCCAAUGAGCCAUUCCGUGUGUUACUGGGUGACAUGCGUGACAAGUUAUACAGCACGCGUGAACGCAUGCGGCAAUUGUUGCAGAUGAAUGGGAAGAGUGACAUUCCUGUAGAAGAAACUUACACAGAUGCCUCACAGAUUUUGGAGCCAUUGGAGCUUUGUCACAGGUCGCUUUGUGAGACUGGAGACAAGCCCAUUGCAGAUGGAAGUCUUUUGGAUUUCAUGCGUCAGGUAUCAUGUUUUGGUUUGAGCCUGGUGAGGCUAGACAUUCGGCAGGAAUCUGAUCGUCACACUGACGCCAUCGAUGCCAUCACCAAUUACCUUGGUAUUGGCUCGUACCGCAAUUGGUCUGAAGAAGAACGUCAGGAAUGGCUUCUCUCAGAACUUCGUGGGAAGCGUCCUCUGUUUGGAUCUGAUUUACCAGUGACGGAUGAAGUCAAGGACGUUUUGGACACUUUGAAAGUCGUCGCUGAGCUACCUCCAGAUUGCUUUGGUGCUUAUGUCAUUUCCAUGGCAACAGCUCCUUCAGAUGUAUUGGCGGUGGAGCUACUGCAGCGCGAAAGCCGAAUUAAGCAGCCACUGCGAGUGGUGCCCUUGUUCGAGAAGCUCGCCGACUUAGAAGCAGCCCCCGCGGCCCUUUCACGACUCUUUUCCAUUGACUGGUAUCUGAACCACAUCAAUGGGAAGCAAGAGGUCAUGAUAGGAUACUCGGAUUCGGGAAAAGAUGCAGGACGGCUGUCAGCAGCGUGGCAAAUGUUUAAAGCGCAGGAGGACUUGGUGAAAGUUGCUAAGCAGUAUGACGUUCGUCUCACCAUGUUCCAUGGACGAGGGGGCACGGUAGGUAGGGGUGGAGGCCCAACACAUCUUGCCAUUUUAUCACAGCCCCCGGACACAAUUAACGGAUCGCUGCGAGUGACGAUCCAAGGAGAAGUUAUUGAACAAUCUUUUGGAGAGGAGCACCUGUGUUUCAGAACAUUGCAGCGCUUUACAGCAGCUACACUGGAACAUGGAAUGCACCCUCCAAUCGCCCCAAAACCCGAAUGGAGACAGCUCAUGGAUGUCAUGGCAGUGGCAUCCACAAACGAGUACCGCUCCAUCGUAUUUCAGAAUCCAAGCUUUGUGGAAUAUUUCCGCGCGGCGACACCAGAGCUCGAAUACGGCCGCAUGAACAUUGGAAGUCGUCCCUCCAAACGCAAACCUAGCGGAGGCAUCGAGUCUCUACGAGCCAUUCCCUGGAUUUUUGCAUGGACGCAGACACGCUUCCAUCUGCCUGUCUGGCUGGGCCUUGGAUCAGCUCUGAGAGACGCACUCCGGACUGACCCCAGGAAUAUUGCUACUCUUCGUCGGAUGUACAACCAGUGGCCGUUUUUCCGUGUAACUAUCGAUUUAGUCGAGAUGGUGUUUGCAAAGGGUGAUCCUCGUAUAGCCGCCUUGUAUGAUGCUUUGCUUGUGUCAGAUGAGCUGAAGCCUUUGGGAGAGGAACUGAGACGCAAGUACAGCGAGACGAGAGAUCUCCUCCUGAAGAUCACAUUUCACGAUGAGAUCUUACAAGGAAACCCCUCGCUGAAACAACGUCUACGACUUCGAGAACCCUAUAUCACGGCUCUUAACGUGCAGCAGGCAUUAGUGCUGAAGAAGAUGCGUGAUCAGAACUCUCAGUUCUGUUCACAACAAAACGGUAGCAAGGACCAAUCCGACGUGCCGACAACACCCAGGCGUGCUGCAGAGCUGGUAAAACUGAACCCCACAACUGAAUUCGCACCUGGGCUCGAGGAUACUCUAAUUCUCACCAUGAAGGGUAUCGCGGCCGGCAUUCAAAAUACAGGAUAGAGGGUAGAUGAGAAAGACCUCAACUUCCGCAUCUGUAAGCUGAAAUCAAUACCGAGAUCCAUCAACGAGGUGUCGUCUUUGGGACAUUGUUUUUAUCACUCAAAAGUGCUCGAGGCUGCCAACCAAUCGUCAAUACGUAUAAAGCUGCCAUUUUUGCGCAAUACCAACAUCAUAUAGACUGAUGGGUGUGGUGCAGGGGAUGGAGACUGUUUUGGCUGGCCGGGUCUUCUUACCUAUCCCUGUACCCAACACACAAUCACAAUAUCUACUUAAACAUGGCUGGUUUAGCUUGUGCACUGGUACAUUAUAAGUCGAUGGUGGCUAUGGCUUCCUCACUAGUGCCAUAUUCCUUCAAAUGCACAGACAAUGUGCACGGCGAAAGAAUCUUCAGCAAAGCUGAUCUACUAGGUCUAAAUAAUCUGCCACUAUCCUCCUUCAACACACAGAGUUCUGAUCUCGUACCUCGUUGUGGUUUUUGAAUGAAAAGUUUGUGCUUGUUUCUCCAUCAUGCGUAAUCAGAAUAUUUAGUGCUGGGUGUUAGAUGUACUUUGUAUAACCACUUCAGGUUUAAAAGUGCCUUCACCCAAACAUACUUGGAAAAAGACAUGUGAGUGUGAGUUAGUAGUGAUCUUUAAACAAACGUCAAUGGUGAGACACAAAUCAGAAAACAUAUCUACACUAUCUUUUACUUAC
Messenger RNA from Physcomitrium patens, 4236 nucleotides. RefSeq names its product phosphoenolpyruvate carboxylase 2. NCBI's taxonomy places the organism in Eukaryota, Viridiplantae, Streptophyta, Bryopsida, Funariales, Funariaceae. Gene Ontology annotation, biological process: tricarboxylic acid cycle; carbon fixation. Gene Ontology annotation, molecular function: phosphoenolpyruvate carboxylase activity. The record is from RefSeq and is a predicted model, not a curated record. Gene Ontology annotation, cellular component: cytosol.